CCUAGUUUGGAUUGGUUCAUAAUUUUUCAUUUUUCUCUCUUCUUCGUUUGCCUCCGUACGCACUUCGGGAGCAUAAUUCAUUCGUUCCCACAGAAAAUUUUCUCUCUGGUCGUCGAUUUUAGUCUCGUUUGCAAUCCCGAAGCUCGCCAGUUUUAGGAUAUUGAAGUUUUUCCUUUUCUUUUCUGGCGAAGUUGCAUUUGGGACGGUUUAGCUGUGAUCGAGAUCGACUCCAGUUUUCUCUCCCGACGAUUGGUUUUGCUGCUCGGUUAAUUCCUGGGUGCAAUUUUUGUCAUCAUCAAUGGGUUACGAAGAUGAUCCGUACCGUGACGAGGAUGGCGAACCAUUGAUGGACUUUGAUCAUAUACAGUCAGACGGUGAGCAAUCCCCUGAACCGUACAAUCCCGAUGAACUAUUAGAUGAGGAUAUUGGUGAUUGGGCUGGGCGACAGCGAUCUCAGACUCCUGUUUACGAUGCGGAGGAGCCCCAAGCCAGACCUAGGAAGAGGUUGGUCAAAAAGAGUUUGGCUGGUAAGGGUUCUGUGGCCUCUAAUUUAGAUGACGAUUAUGAUGAUGCGAGGGACUUCACGCCGGACCAGUUUGUGAGGGAGGGUUCGGAGGAGAGGAAAAGGAAGAAGGGGAUUAGUAGUGGGAAAAAGGAGAAGAGAUUCAAAGGAGACAAAAAACUUGGAAGUGGUAGUGGAGGCAAGAGCAGGUUACCAAAGAAAGCUUUUUCAGGGAAGGGGAUGAAAGAUCAGGAUGGGGAUGUCAAGGAAAUGUGGGAGACUAUUGCUGGUGGCGGUUCUGAUGACGAUCAAGAAGGUAUCAGAACAGUUGACGAUGAUAAUUUUAUAGAUGAUAGUGGUGUGGAUCCUGCAGACCGAUAUGGAAGUGAUGAUGAGCCACGUUCUCCCCGCUAUGCUCCGGAGGCUGAGGAAGGUGAGGAAGACGAUGAAAUUAAUGAGCUCUUCAAGGUGGGUAAGAAGAAGAAGAAGAAUGAGAAAAGUCCUGCAGAAAUAGCAUUGCUAGUGGAGAAUGUGAUGGCUGAGCUUGAGGUCACUGCUGAAGAGGAUGCAGACCUUAACAGGCAGGGGAAACCUGCUGUCAAUAAACUGAAAAAGUUGCCACUUCUCACUGAUGUUCUUUCGAAGAAGCAGCUUCAACAAGAAUUCUUGGAUCAUGGAGUGUUAACCCUUCUAAAAAAUUGGCUUGAACCUCUACCAGAUGGGAGUUUGCCAAAUAUAAAUAUCCGGGAAGCAAUCUUGAAGAUUUUGACUGAUUUUCCAAUUGAUCUUGAACAAUAUGAUAGAAGAGAGCAGCUGAAGAAGAGUGGCCUUGGAAAGGUCAUUAUGUUUCUAUCAAAAUCUGAUGAGGAAACAACAUCCAACCGGAAACUUGCAAAAGAUUUAGUAGAUCAAUGGAGUCGACCCAUAUUUAACAAAAGUACUAGAUUUGAGGACAUGAGAAAUGUGGAAGAUGAGAGGGUGCCCUUCAGAAGACCAUUGGCGAAAAAGUCGGGAAACAAAGCUGCUGGAAUGGAAUCUCGAGAUGGGGAUCUUGACUUGGAUGAAUUUUCACAAGGACGCAAGUCUGGUCAGUCAUCCUCAAGGCAACAUGCUUCACGGCCGGAAGCAACACCAUUGGAUUUUGUCAUCCGACCCCAGUCUAAGAUAGAUCCAGAUGAAAUCAGAGCUCGUGCUAAGCAAGCUGUGCAAGAUCAACGUCGUAUGAAGAUGAACAAAAAGUUGCAGCAGUUGAAGGCUCCAAAGAAGAAGCAGCUUCAAGCAACAAAACUCAGUGUCGAGGGUCGUGGUAUGGUCAAGUACUUGUGAUAUGUUAUUAUUUAACUGGUUAUCAUAAGGAAACUCGAAGUUGGAGUCUGCCAUCUCGAUCGUGGCUGGGAAGUCCUGCAGAUGGCUUAAUAAGGAAGGACACAGAUUCCAAAGCAGCACAUUCGGUCGCUCAUUAACCAAAACUACACAAUCAAACAUCCACAAACUCUCCAAGAAUCUGAAUUAUUACUCUCUUUUGCCGUUGAAAAUGCAAAAUGCUUAAGUUUUACUUGUACAGAAGUGAUAUUUCCAUGUUUCUGGAUUUGGAUUGAAAUCAAAUUGCGAAUUGGAACGCCCCUGUCUGAGUAUUUGAAUGUAUCUAUGGUAAAAAAAAACAUUUAUAACAAGUUUUGUAAUGCUUGUUUUAUUUUGAUUAUUUCGUUGUUCGAAAA
This is a messenger RNA of Cucumis sativus (cucumber), 2220 nucleotides long. RefSeq names its product protein IWS1 homolog 1. Gene Ontology annotation, biological process: brassinosteroid mediated signaling pathway; regulation of DNA-templated transcription elongation. The transcript is spliced from 12 exons. The record is from RefSeq and is a predicted model, not a curated record. Lineage: Eukaryota; Viridiplantae; Streptophyta; Magnoliopsida; Cucurbitales; Cucurbitaceae. Bases 299 to 1828 code for a protein of 509 amino acids.